AUGUCUGAAUGUUCAUCUAAAGAAUUUGUUCAACUGAAAACACCUGAAGAAGGAAACUGGAUUUCCCUUGGACGGGCGUUGACAACACAUCUCUGCCAAGGCCUUCGCCCUUUUAUAAAGAGAGAAACUGAGGCCUUCUACAAUAAUUUAAGGGCAGCAAUUGCAGCUGGAGCGUGCACCUGUGUUUAUGAUCCGGGAAGGAAACCAAAUCAGUACCAUGACAUGGGAGCCUGCAAAUGGGCAAACGCCCUUCAAGGUUACCACCUCGGAAGAAGGCUGAACUGGAAGCAAAGUGAUUCCAGUAAAUGGUUGGACCCAAAUAUUGGUCCUUGGGAGAUAGUUAAACUUUUCCUCCCAGAUGUCGGAAUUAAUACGGUUAUAGAAAGUGUCGAUGACUUGGAAAUUACCAAUAUUCUUAACUUAAUGUUCUGGUGCAAUCAUUUCACCGUCCAGCGCCCACUGAUAAAAGAUGUUCGAGACAUUCGAAACACAAAAUGGGCUCAUGUACUAAAGCUGGAGUUGUCCGAAAUAGAAAAGAAGGAUGCUUUUGACGCAAUUGAGGAACUACUCAAAGAUCCAGCCCUUGCGAGUGAUUUAGAUGUCCGGAAUGCCCUACAGGAAAUCUCAACUCUGAAAAGCACAAAAGAGACGUGCACAUUUUCAGAGCAGAGGUUUUGUACCGUUUUAAACAGGUGA
Pocillopora meandrina is the source of this 696-nucleotide messenger RNA. The record is from the annotation of a GenBank genome assembly. Lineage: Eukaryota; Metazoa; Cnidaria; Anthozoa; Scleractinia; Pocilloporidae.